AGAGAUCUUGAGUAAUGGAAAAAUAAUCCAACUAAAUAAUUAGGGAAAAUAUUAGUGAUCAUAAAAUAAAGUAAUAUGGAAUUGAAAAUUUCCAUGUAUGAUUCAUGGAAAUUACUCACUCUUGGAACUUUAGUGGGGUGUCUACUCUUUCUUGUUUUAGAUAAAACACAUCAAAAUAUAAGUCUUUCUAUUGCAAGAUUUGCUAGUUUACCCAUAAAAGCUUCAAAUUUUAACAUCAAUUAUUCAGUAGGAAUACCAAAUGAAAAAACCAAACAGAAUUGUAAUAUAUUUGAUGGAAGAUGGGUUUACAAGCCAGAAGAUCGAAAUGCUAGCUAUGAUGCUCGCAAUUGCCCUUUCGUCGAAGAGAAGAUGAGCUGCCAUAAGAAUGGAAGGCCCGAUUUCGAGUUUUUGAAGUGGAGAUGGGAAGCUAAUGAUUGUGAGAUACCAGUGUUUAAUGGAAAAGACAUGUUGGAAAGACUUCGAAACAAAAGGGUGAUCUUAGUAGGGGAUUCACUCAACAGAAAUAUGUGGGAAUCUCUUGCUUGCCUCCUACAUUCUUCCAUACCUUCCUCAAAUGUGCAACUUCGUGACAAUAGCAAAGUCCCUAGGCUUUUCUGGAAAGCAAAGGACUACAACAUGACCGUUGAGUUUUAUUGGAGCCCAUUUCUCGUCGACUUAAACCUAAACCAUGAAAGCGGAAAAACGGUUCUUGUGCUCGACAAGCUUUCACCCAACUCCGAAAUGUGGACCGGAGCUGAUGUUAUGGUGUUCAACUCGGGCUUUUGGUGGGUGCAACCCGGUUCAGCCAAAAGAUGGGAUUACAUUGAAUACAAGGGGAAGCUAAUACAAGAAAUGUCAAUGGAGCAAGCGUAUGAAACGGGCAUGAAAACAUGGGCAAAUUGGAUCGAGAAAAAUGUGGAUCCAAAUAAAACCACUGUUUUCUUUCGAAGCAUUUCGGCCGAGCACAAAACUAAGACUCCUGAAAAAUGGUGUUACAAUAAAACCAAACUCGCCUUAGUUGAUUACUAUGCAGCUGUCUACCCUAAAAUUUUAGUAGACAUUAUAGAGAGAUUGAUAAAACGGUUUAGUAAGUCUCAAGUAAAAUACUUGAACAUUACGAAACUAUCUAGGUAUCGGAUUGAAGCUCAUCCCGGUAUCUAUAGGUAUAAGGAUUGGAAGAAUCUCACCGAGCAUACGGAUGAUAUAGUCACUCUUCGUCCUGAUUGUAGUCAUUGGUGUCUUCCUGGUGUUCCUGAUACUUGGAAUAAAUUAUUGUAUGCUUCACUUUUUUUUGAUUUGUGAUAUGAAGAGCUACAAAUAAUGUCGAGUUUAACAUAUUAAUUACCAUGUUUCACAUAUCUUUGUCAUUUAAUUACAAGGAGGAAAUUUACUUUUAAGUAGUGUCGUUUAUAGGCGGUUAUAAUAUGUCUUGCAUUAGUUACUAGACUUCAACGAAGUAAAAACGACAUAUUAUUUGUUAAAUAUGUGGGCUAAGAUUAUUUGUUUUUGUGCCUAUUUUAUAUUUGUUUUCAGUUUUGAGGGUAUUCGAUGUACAUGGUCCCUUAGGAUUUUACUGUCCGUGGAUAUAGCUAACUAUUAUGAAUUACGUUCAACAUAAAUAAAACACUUGUCUCGUUCGUUGAUAUUAGGUAACAAACCGUCAGUGAACCACGUUGAAUUUUGUGUUCAUGUUUGUUGUU
Chenopodium quinoa (quinoa) is the source of this 1700-nucleotide messenger RNA. RefSeq names its product protein trichome birefringence-like 43. Gene Ontology annotation, molecular function: O-acetyltransferase activity. Gene Ontology annotation, cellular component: Golgi apparatus. The transcript has 4 exons. Bases 76 to 1302 code for a protein of 408 amino acids. The record is from RefSeq and is a predicted model, not a curated record. Lineage: Eukaryota; Viridiplantae; Streptophyta; Magnoliopsida; Caryophyllales; Amaranthaceae.